This is a messenger RNA of Amoebophrya sp. A25, 7082 nucleotides long. NCBI's taxonomy places the organism in Eukaryota, Dinophyceae, Syndiniales, Amoebophryaceae. The record is from the annotation of a GenBank genome assembly.
CAGAAAUCUCCCGAAGUCAACAUCUUCAACUCGUUUUUUUCUAAAAAGUUGACCUUAACAUAGCCCCGGCAAGCAACUAUCACUCCAAAUCUAAAGGUGAUACCAAAGAAAGAAAAAUGAAGGCAUCCAGUUCGUCCUUCGGGACCUCCUUUCAGAAAGGCGUCUGUACGAACGCCGUGCUGCGGCCGAUCGCAAGUUUGUUGAGUCUGCUCUUCGUCCUCGUCUUCUUCACGGCGUUGGCGUUUCUCACACGAAAUGCUUAUCCUUAAGGAACCUUGAACUUCAUCAUUCAUUACAUCAUAAAAUCAUGUGUAACUCCUGUAAAAAAAAUUUCCUUCAUGGAUCAUCAGGGGUGUUUGAAUCUCCUUUAUGAGUACUUACACGACCUACUUUAGAGAAAAGGAUUUCAUCAUUGGAAAGAAAUAUUUUUGACAUUGAUAACAUUUUCUGCUCUUCAACUUUGUGUUUGUUGCGUAGUACUAUGAUCGGUAGAAGUUGCUAGAAACUGGCUAAUGUCCAGACGCAGACUUCGAGCAGACACAGAGCGUCGACAUAUGGCGAGUGCGGGACCACCCGAUCAUUAUGGCUACUAAGACUAGUAAUAACGGCAUGAUUUUCCGUGAUAUCCUCGCAUCACAGUAAGCAUCACAGAAAAUACCCUCAGUACCUUCCUGGUAAAAGAAAGAACAAAUGAAAGCAAGUAUGCAUCAAAAUCAAUGAAAUGCUUCAGGUGCGAAGCACAUUAUUGAGGUGUGCAGUACGUUAGUGAGUCAGACAUGGUGGACGUUAGUGAUCGACGACAGUAUUUUUAGUCUUCAUGUUCUUGUUGAACAACUGACCAAAAAAGAGACCAAUUCUAAGACCCUGCAGAGAGACUUCGCGUUUCGAGCAGCGACCGCACGUUCUCGGCGUUGGCUCGAUGCAGACCAAAAAUUCGAAACAGAAAAGGAUCGAGUGGCUCGCAGGCUAUCGCGAGAUCCAGUUGCCGUCGAUCCAGCUGUGGCCUCUGCGCUUCUGGGCACUGACGGGGAGCCAGCGGCUUCCAAUGCCAUCGGUGGUUCCUCGCAAAUUGUCUACAAAACGAAAAGUGGAAGCAAGGUGCUGCUGUUUUGCUUAUAGUUGUACUGUUGUUUUACAACAUUUUAGAGGGCAUUUUUAGGGUCAUUUACGAGUAAAAACUUUGGGUGCUCAUGAAUUGCGGACACUGAUGAACUGCAAUUUUUGUCUACAAAGAGGUCUGGAUACAUCCGAACAUUACUUAGGUUUUCACUCCCGCGAACCUUCGUGCGAUUUGCCGACUAGAGAGACUCUGGCAUGAAUACCGUAACCUCCUCACCGAUGCCGACAAAUGGUACGAUUCAGUGUCACGACUUUCCCGAUACGUCCAAUUGUCGGCGAUAUACUUAAGGCUUUUUUUUUAUAACUGAGACAAGUGAGCAGUAAGGAAUUGUAGUUUUUUGUUGUUUUGACUGGAAUAAGUGAGUUCGAUUUAGUCUGAUUUUUAAAGACGAAAAUGAAUCAUGUGGUAUCUCCGCUACUUGCAGUCUUUCUGAAUUGUCUUGGUUUCCUUUUUCCAGUGACGACACCAAACAUGUUCCGCAAGAAAUACAAUUCCAUUCAUCCUAGAAAAGUUAUCCUAUAAUAAUCCAUCUAAUCUCUGGCGUGGACGCUUUUAUUGCUGCCUUGCAGGGUCACGUGAACAGUGGGAACUCGGUAUCGACUUUCAUCCCGACAGGAACUGCGAAAGCCGCACUGCGAGCAUUUCCUCCAUCCCAGUGCGAAGUCGCCAUGACAGAUGCACAAGCUGAUGCUUUGAUCGAUCUAGCGAUCUACCAAGAGUACAGAAGCGCUACCCCAACGUCUGGUGCAACGGGUAGUACAACAGGAACCUCUUCCUCAUCCUAUGGCUUCUUUCUCGAUCGGGGAUUUGCAGCGAGAGGUUACGCUACGCAGACACGCAGUGGGUUUAUUGGGGUGCACCAGAGUGUUACACGAGAUGAGGCAGGAGAAGCUUUGGACGCUUUGGCAGAACGGUUGGAUGAGAAACACUCGCUUUUUUCACCACGCUUUUUGGGAGCCAAUGUGGAUGGGGAGCAAGGUUAGUUUUUUUUCUAUGCACUCACAAUUAUACAAGGGAGGAACACUCAGCUUUUUAUAACUAUAUUGUUUCGAAGAUGCAAACACCCCAUAGCAAGUCCCGCUCUCGAAAUCCACAGACGAAGACGAAAAAGGCUCGUGGGCGGUGCUUCCCGGCACUGACGGCAAUGUCCUGGUUCGCGCUGUGGAUCGAAACUUGAAGGAGAUUGAAUGGCGCAUUUUCUUACGUCGCGAUCUGAUGGGACUGCCAAUCGCGCUCUUGCUCGUUUGGGCAGUUGUCUGCGGCAUUACUGGUGGGAGCACAUGGUGUGCAUCGAUUGUGAUUCUGUUUGUCUUAAGGCCGAAGAAGGUGUAGUUAAAGUUGUUCUUUUGUGGGUAAUUGGAAAUGGUUUUUUUUGCAGAUGACAAGAAGAUGAGUUAGUCAUACGCUAGCGCUACCUGUUUCUCAGAUUAGAUGGUCUCACUCCGAACUUGUGUCGCUUUCUUUUUCCCGAAGAGACUAGUCUUCACAGUAAAUAAGCUCAACUCUCCUGUGAUGCUCACUGUGAUUCGAUCAUAGCACGGAAUAUCAUGCACUACUUUUAUAGUUAUAGUUUUUUUUUUUGCUGUAUGAACAGACAAAUUACAAAAGGCUUCAAAAUAAAAGUGAUUUUGUUCGAAAAGAUUCCAGCAAAUCUUUGCUGGCCGUCGUGGUUUCUUCUCUAAUUCCCGGAUGCGGCGUUCUCUCUGGCUUUGUUGGAUACUUCCUGUUCGCGCGCUUAGCCUUCUUCGAGCUUUUUAUGUUGAACGUGAUGUUCGUCAUGCUAGCCGUCGGCGCCGACGACUUUUUCGUCAUGUUUGAAGCCGUGAAGCUGGAGCGCGCACGUGCAGCAGCCGACGCUCCUCAGGCUCUGGCUCGGGCUAAUGGAGGAGCUACUGGACUAGGAGCUCUUGAAGCAGUUGGAGACACGAUUAUGAGGAAUGGGGAUAACAAUGCACAAAAGAUGAAGCAAAUCGAAGCACCAUCUUCUCCACCGGGAACGAUCAUCUUGGCUCAAACAACAACUGCUACUACGACGACAACACCGCAACAAAUCGUUCCUGAGUCGGAAUCUGACUUAGUCCUCCCACCUGCGGUUGCCGAAACCCAGGAUGAGAAAGUGGUCGCUGCUUAUUUAGCUCUUUUUCGAGGUACCUCGCGAGCGUCAAGCAGUAUUCUAGAAACGAGUCUGACUACUGCGCUUGCCUUCUUCUCCAUGUUAACCUCCACCGUAAUUCCAGUGGCGCACUUUGGGGCUUUUGCUGGUCUCAUGAUCCUUGGCGCGUUUUUGUUCGGCGUGACCGCAUUUCCGUGUGUCAUCGGAGCUUACAUCCUGCACAUGGAAUCAAAACAAAACUGCUUCAGCUUGUGUGGUUGUUUCUUUUCUUCCAGUCAGAGUUCUCCUCGUGGCGGAGGCUUCUUAGCGCGUUUAGAAGGGAAAAAAGUCUUGGAUGAAGAGCGGCUCGUGUCGUUUGGCAGUAGUGUCACAGGUGCUCCGAUGUCACAGUCUACGGAACCAGGGAACGACAGUGGUAGCACAACGAAGAACAACUUGUUGCAGGACAUCGAAUUGGGCAGUAGCGGUCAUGGUAGACCAGUGAAGGCCUUGAUGAACGGGAGUGAGAUCGUAGAACCCAACAAGGUCUUAGGCAACGGCCUUCAGCACCAGCAACAACAACAACAACUACCUGUUACAACAUCUAGUACACAACAAGAAGAGCAAGAGUCUGACAAGCUACAACUUUUCCUAGCUCGUAUGUACGACUCCUUUAUCGCCAAACCGAUGUCCUUCGACUUGACCAAGACCACAAAAUUCACGAUCUAUCCAAUUGCAUCUGCCGUGAUUCUACUGUUCACGUCGUUGAGCAUUUGGUUAGCAGUGGAAGCAGGGAAACUAAAAUUAAGGCUCAAGAAGAUAAUUUAUAGUUGAUUCUCCACAUCAGAGUAUUUUUUGUCUCAGUUUUUUCCCUGGGGAGUCUGAGACUGUAAACGCAGAAUAUGAAAUACUAUCGUGAACUCCUCUAAUGAACGAACCGACUGAAGUAUUGGAGAUGUUACCAGAAAAGCAUAUGAUGGUCGGUCUAGAAGCCUAUUCGCGCAAAGCAUUCCUCUCUUCUGGUGCAGCGAGUGCGUGGCGAAAAAUGCACAUUGUUUGGGGAAUUGACCGAGAUUAUGGACAACUGUGAAUCUUGUGAAUUUGAUGACCUUAUGCAAAUUUGCCUAAUUUAAUUAUUUUCAAUAGAGUACUUACGACCACUAAGUACCUAGUAGUAUAAAAAGAAGUUGCCAAAAUGAACAGUUUCCACCUCUAAGCCUCCACACCGGUUAAAAACGAGGACACGUUGAGUCGUUGGACGCCAUGGGAGUGGAGUCCGAAUCCUAGCUACUAUCUGCAGAACAGUGGCGCGUCCCUUGUCGACAACAGCGGAACUUCGAUUACACACAAAUCUGUGACCGCACCUGAAUCAGUCCGUCACAUCUUGCGGGUUGGCGAGCGACUAGCCAACUUAUCGUGCGAUGGGAAAGCAGUGUGCGCGAACAAAGCGGCAGCAGCUGGGAAGUUGUUUGUUCCAGGAACCUUGACGUGCGGAAUCCGGGAUACGUUGCAUAGUAGUUCACUUGUGACGCCGAGAAGAGCACUUGAUGAGAAUGCUGGAGUACAACCACAGAACAAGCAGGAGAUGUCGCUGUUAUCCAAGAUCUUCUCCAGGCGCAAAACAUCUUCUGUGACCUCCUCCAGUUCCAAUCAAUGCAUGUCCCAAAAGUACUACAACGUUCCCACCACGGACCUCCUCAGUGACUCCUUCAACUACCGAUCAUCUCCACUAGUACGGAAUCCGUUCUUCCCAACUUCAUCCUCUUCAAGUGGAAGUCUUACUCCAGACAAAUUAGUUGCGGAAUCUUUCUACCGGUCUCAGAGAGUGUCUUGGGGUAAGAAAGCGCAUGAUGCGUCGGUAUUGUCCCCGUUUAUGCAUGGGGGACCACGUGGCGGAGCGAACGCGCAGGUGGAUUGGCAUGCCGUGGGCACCGUCGCCCAUCCUGGUUCCUCAGUUUACGCCGAUCGGGUCUUUGACUGGAAUGCAGGCUUCUGGCAACAAGCAGACUACCUAGUCUACUCUUUGAGUCUAGGCAUUCCUCUCCUGGGUGACCUGGGCGAAAGCUACGAGGAAGCGGACAGUCUCUAUCAUGCGGUAGAAGCUGUGUUGGAAGAGGAGAACGCUCGCGCACCGGCAACUCUGGGUCCAGCGAUGCAGCAAACGGACUACUUCUUCUACGUGAUCGCGAAGGAGUUGAAGACCACACUCUACGGGGGUCUAGCCUUGCUCUUCCCGAUUUGCUUCCUGUUGCUGCUGUUUGCUUCUAUGAAUGUCGUCACGGCGUUUUGGUCGAUUUUUACCGUCGCAGCAACGGUGUUUCAAGUUUUGGGUACGUUCAAUCUGAUGGGAUGGGAGUUGGGCAGCUUGGAAACGAUGGCCGGAAUUUUGGUGAUCGGCUUAGCAGUCGAUUACACCUUGCACUUCGCGCACGUCUACAUUAUGAAAAGGAAUACACUGAACAUGAUGUGAUUACUAGAUAAUGUAGCUAAAAAGAAAUGAUGAUAACGUGGCUAGAAUCAAUCCAGCAUGCUAAGUAACUCUAGGCAGAAUCAUAUGUUUCGUAGAAGAAGGGCACUGCAGCAUACGGCUCCCCAGUCUCCUCCAUCCCUAGUAUGUUAAACUUUUCCUCCAUCUAUCUAACACCACUGAAGCCGGCCGUCCACCUGUUGAGCCUCUUAUAGCUUAGUGUAUUUUCUCUAACACCACUGAAGCCGGACGUUCUCCUGUGAGCCUCCACUCGAGCGAACAGCGCGUACGAUAUGCACUGGCGCACAUGGGCAGCACGAUUUUUGCGGGUUUCGCUAGUAGUGCGGUUGCGGGGUUGUGUUUGCUCCUCUUCUGCAUGACGCCUCCGUUCAAUCGGGUCAGCGUGACGAUUUUUCUCACCGUGCUCUACGCAUUGAUCAUGAGUAUGGUUUACCUGCCCUGCAUCCUAAUCCAGCUGGGACCGACAGGAGAGAAGGGAGAACUACUACCAUUAUGGGAGAAGAUCAGAGGCAUCAAAAACGAAGAGGGUGCUGUAGAACAGCCAGGAGCGAUAAAGCAAGGGGAAAUAAUGUGAGAUCGCGGAAUUCCUACAAGGAAAUUAUACAUGUUCUGGGAGAAAGAUUCUUCUUAUGUUUUUUUUGCGGGCCGUCAUUUUUACAUUAUGCAGGCACGAGGAAUGCAUCGUUAGGCAUAGUUAACAUCUCAGGAUAGUAUCAAGUAAAGAGAUCCACAUAUCGUAAUAUGAGCGUGUCUUUGAAGGUUUUUCAAUAAUGAUAAAUUUUUUUUGGUGAAGUCGCUACUACAAUUGAAAGACAGUGUACAGUCCUUUUACAAGAAAUAUUUUAGAACUACAAGUCAACAUUGACGAUAAGAUUCUGCAAGCAACAUAACUGCUGGUUUUUCAUAAUGAUGUUUCAACGCAAAUCAAGAACACAUGGAUUAUCGCAUACUAGUUUUUUCAACAUCAGUCGACGAUGUCAGUUAGUUUUGCUUUUGCAACACAGCUGACAGACAUAAAAAGUUGUAUAGGCUGUCUGUACGAUGAGCCCAUAUUAACUUGAGUAGUUUUUUGCUUUCCUAGAAGAAUGUAGUCGAACGUGAGGUGCCCGCACAUAGAAAACUUGACAUAGAUGAUAGUUAUAAUUCAUAGCUGUAAAGAGUGUGUAAGGUGUGAAGAUUUUGCAGACCAAAACAUUUUCCAUGGAAAUCAUGUAAAGCUGAAGACUACUACUUUUGAAACAUGACCAUCACCAGUAUAUUUUUGAACAAAAAACGUUUUUGAUACAUCCGAAUAUUAUGGAAGUCACUGAAGACUGAUCCUCGUGCUCAGAACCUUCUUGUGGAAGUGUGAUCCAAAACAGCAGAACGAGUUUGCAUAGAUC